CCUUUUUAUUAUAAAAAGUAUUUAUUUUCUAAUAUCUAAUAUGCACAUUUUUAUUAAGUUUAAACAGUGCCGAUAAAUAUACAGUACAAUGUAAGUUUCCUUUUACUUCUACGCCCUAUGUCCCUUUUUAUUUAUUUAUUUAUUUAUUUAUUGUGUUUAGUUAGCAUAUAGUAGAUCAUUAGUUUUUGAUGUAGUGUUCAACGAUUCAUUAGUCCUAUGUCCCUUUUUAAGGCAACAACUCUUACCAGCUUCCUGAGCAACCCUCCAAAGAUAUUCUGUGUAUGUGCAUGCAUAUAUAUGUAUAUAUCCUCCUUUACACUCAUAAAUGUUGAAAUCUCAGUAAAACUUACUAAUAUUUUCUUUCCUUAAGGUUAGGUAGUAGUAUACCUUCUUUCCUGCUGUGAAUUCACAUUGCUUUAUUUCUAUUUUGAAUGCCUGUUGUGGUUAUUUACUGCACAACUAUUGCUUCACACUAAUGUGAAUGUAAUGACAUAUACCACUCUAUGCUUUCUUUUUAUUUUUGUUAUUUCAUUCCCAGUGUAUCUCAAAAUUGUCUCCAUAUCUGCAUAUAAAAGGAAGGGUUCCUUCUUUGCAUUUAGUUAUUUUAAAAAUUGAAAUAUAAUUGACAUAUUAGUUUCAUGGUUCCUUCUUUUCAAUAGCCAUACAAUAUUACAUUUAUGGAUGGGUGGUCAUUUACUGAAUUAGUCCUCUAGUGAUGGACAUGUAGGAUCUGAAAAGUAUUCUUUAUUAUUAUAUACAGAGCUGCAGUUAAUAACAUUAUACCUAUUUGUAUACUUGUGCAAGUAUAUCAGUAGAAUAAAUUUGUUGAAAUGAAAUUGCUAGGGCAAAGGUUAUAUUAUUUUAAAUGUUUACAGGUGUUAUAAAGAUGAUUGCUCUUUAGAGAGAUUUUAUCAAUGUAUGAGAUCAACACAAUAAGUUUUAGAUAGACUAGGACUACAGAUUGGUCAUUGCUUUGGGAGAGAAUGAAGAAUUUGAAGCAAUACAAGAUUUUGUAAUGUUCUUUCUAAUAUUUUUUUAGACAUUGAAAGUGUUAAAUUCUCAGAUAAAAUUUAAAAAGAUAACAUAUAAAGGUUGGGUAUAGUUGAUCUUUGAAACAUUUUAUUUCAGCAUCAUAUCUUAUAUGACAAACCUGCACAUUCUCAAGUUUUUCAAAUUAGUUCAGAAGACUUUUCAUGUUUAAUCUGAUAAUAUUAACUUUAGGCAAUAUUUAAACCUGACUGUGAAGCAAAACUUUUAACUGCUUUUAAAUAUAAGCAAUAUAAAACUUUAGAUCUAACUUAGGAGAAAGUCUCUAUGUGUAAAGAAAUAAUUUUAUUCCCUAUGUCAUUCUACAAGUAGUUUUUGAGUAUCUGUUGUGCCCAGCAAUACUUUGGGUGCCAUGGACUGAAAGAGGUACAAGAUUUUACUUAUUCACCGGGAACUUAAAAUAUUGUUUAGGUAGAUCAGAAAACAAAAAACUGUUGGAAAACAUAAUGGUAUAGUAUAUAGUACCAAAUGUGUCAAUUAGCUAACUCAUCAGAGAAGGAACAUAUCCAUGCAAAUUCUUUAACAGGAAAGUGCAACUUAACCUGAAUGCUAAAGUUUAGAUUGAAUUUGGGUAGGUAAGGAAUUAGAGGGGAGAUACUGUAGGCCAGGAAAUUACAUGAAUAAAGAUAUGGUGUGAUUUUGGUAUCAGAGGAGGAAGGAACAUUGAAAUGAUAAACUUCACCGAAAAAGCAAUUUUACAUUUGAAGUAAUUGAAAGUAAGAUUAGGUAAAUAAGCUAGAAUCAUAUGGGAUGGCUUGAAUGCUGCCAAGAAAUUCAUACUUGAUUAAAAAGCAGGUAGAUUCUUCAACAGAAAAGUACAAAUGUGAAGAAUUAUUGUAGCAUUAAUAUAUCAAGUGGAUUUAAGGAACAAGGAAGGAGGCUAUUAAAGUAAUCCAGGCAUGAGUUUUUUGUUCUUUUUUGUUUUUAUGUUUAAGAUCUAUUUAUAAUUUAUUUUUACAAGUAGGAAAGUCCCUCCAUUUUUUCCCUGCUUAAUGUAUAUGAAUAUAAAGAAGUAUUGAUUUCACACUGCCUCCCACCCUGACAGAAUGGGGUAACAGGAAGUUGUGAACUGAGAGCAGCCUUCUGACACCAAGAUGGUUUCCUCUCUAUCUGGGACUUGAACUCUGGUGCUCUCAUCAGUCAUCCUCUUGCCGAUUUCUUUUCAGUUUAUGAAAAUCUAUGAGUUUAUAAGCAUCCUCCCCAGUAGAUGGGUCUACAAAGUCCUUGGGAAGUCAGUAACUCAGGGACAGGGUUGAACUGUCACUUCACAGUUUGUUUACGUAAUGGAAAGCUGAAGAAUUAACUCAUACCAUUUUCAAAGAACAAGCUCUUAUUCUAUACAAGGAUGUGGAGAAUCAUCAGUACAAUGAAAAAAUGGUUGAGUAAAGUCAUGAGUGAUGAAAUCAGAACUCUUGAACAAUAGAAAGACUGCACUGAGGGUUUUACAUUUCAGAGAACUGUUUAUUGCUACCCAGUAUGUAUCCCUUGGGGCACUCCAAUUAAGCUUAGGAAAUACACUGUCCCCCAGGGAAUCGAUAGCUUCUUGACCUUUAGUGGUGACUUCGGGAAAUUCUGGUGCCAUAAGGGUAGCCGUGUUCUCAUCAUCCGACCACUGUAUUUCUUCUGCCUUAUUAUCACUGUUUGGCUGGGAACGUGUUGGCGGAGCUUCUCUUCCUGAAACCACCAGAGUUCCAUCAUCAAGUAAAUAAUCCUUCACAUUCUGAGGAGUGGAAGAAUGACACUCUUGAUGGAUUUACAUUAAAAAAGUACAGAAGUUUCCUGAAUAUAGAGUUCCCACAGACCCCAAAAUUGACAAGAAAAUAAUUCGAAUGGAGCAGGAAAAAGCCUUUAACAUGCUAAAGAAGAACUUGGUAGAUGCUGGCGGUGUUCUUAGGUGGUAUGUCCAGUUACCUACAAAGCAAGCUCAUCAGUAUCAUGAAUUAGAGACUUCCUGCCUCCCUUUGCCACCUUCUCCUUUUCCUAUGUGUUCUCUUGAAGAAGAGGAAACUGCAAUUAGGGAUGAGAAUUGUGCAUUACCCUCACGUCUACAUCCUCAAGUAGCACAUAAGAUUCAAGAAUUGGUGUCACAGGGAAUAGAACAAGUAUAUGCAGUAAGAAAACAGCUAAGAAAAUUUGUAGAAAGAGAACUAUUUAAACCUGAUGAGGUGCCUGAGAGACAUAAUUUAUCCUUUUUUCCAACUGUAAAUGAUAUUAAAAAUCACAUCCAUGAGGUACAGAAAUCCUUGAGAAAUGGAGAUAAUGUGUAUAACUCAGAGAUUAUUCCAGCAACGCUUCAGUGGACUACAGAUAAUGGGCAUAUUCUCAGAGAGACUGUGACAGUUACAUUUGCAGAAGGAAAUUCACCAGGGGAAUCAAUUAACACCAAAGUGGAAACAAAUCACACAACGGGUUCUUUGUCUCCAGAGCCAGCCCAUUUGCUUUCUUCACUUUCCUCAUUUCAACCAAAAAUAUUUACACAACUACAGGGUUUGCAGUUGCAACCAAGAUUCACUUCGCCUGAUGGAUCAACGGCUCCGAUAUCAGUAAAUAACCACCCUUCCUCCAGUCCUUCAAGACUCCUGGAUUCAUUAGAAAGUACUGUAAUGAGUAAUAAUUCUCUACUGCUUGGUCAAAGUCAUAGUCUUCAAACAGAUACAUGCCUUACCCCAAACAGUAGCAUUAUUACCUCUACCAUGGGUAGCCUUCCGGGACCAGAUCAAAAUCUGGCUGCAAUGGACCAGCUGGUGGAAGUUGGAGAUGUUGAGGAUACAGAGAAUAUGGAAGGAAGUGUUCAUCGGAUUCUUCUGGGAAAUGUGCAGACCAUCCCAAUACAGAUUAUAGAUAGCCACCCAGCUAUUAUUGAAGAAAAUCCAGAAGGUACCAUUUCUGUGAGCCAAGUUAAGCAAGAACCCAAAGAACCAGCAUUGUCUAUGGAAGCAAAAAAAAAUUUGGACUGUAAGAAAUUAUCUGCCACAUAAAUUAUUGAAGCUUUUCAGAAUUUACAACUUGGGUAACUUCUGAUGUCAUAAAAAAGAAGGUGAAUAUUGUCAAAGUGCAGCAAUGUGAUAAAUGGACUGAAGACUAGUUCAAUGAGCAACUUUGAUUUAAAACUGAUAUGUUUGUUGCCAAGUCCAUAUUUUUGGAAGCUAUUUUACUGCUCUCAUUUUGUAUAAUUCUUAUGCUUUUUGAUUAUCUGGUAAGGCCAGUAUUUCAAAAGAUCAUCUGAAUUUAUUCAUGACAAUAUAGUCUGAACACAAAUAGUUACCUAACUCAUCCCUUGGAAAUAUCCAAUUUGGGUUCUGAAAAGACAAAAACAACAACAAAAAAUAGUGUGUGAGUGUGUGUGUGUGUGUGACUGUAUGUGUGUGUGUGACUGUAUGUAUGUGUGUUGACUUUUUUUAAAGUUAUAAAGUAACUUAUUUCCUCUUUAAAGUUGUGAAGAAAUUCUUUACAUUAGCAGACAGGUGAGAGAUUAUUUGUAGUCUGUCGCAUUAGGAAAGAUAAAACAGUAGUAGAUUUGAAUCAUAACAUGAAGCCCAGCAUUCACAUCUGUGGAAACUAGUUGCAAUUUGGCUUCUUCCAUUAUAGUUUUUAUACCUGAAACUACAAACCAAUAGCAUACUAAUGGUCAUCUAAUAGAAAUUUAAAGUGUCUUGGUAAGUACUCAGAAUUUUAAUUUGAAUUAAUCAGAUAAGCAACAGAAAUAAAUGUAUAUUGCAUGGGUUUAUAUAGUAUUGUAGGUAAAGCACUACUUAUGGAUAGGAAAAUGUAGAAAUUGAGAGAAUUCAGAAAGAAUAAUAGACUUCCCCUGGUGUUUACAGAUGAUUUGGGGGACUUUUUGAUAUCAGCAGAGGAUUUUUUUUUCCUAUUUUGUAUUGAAGAUUCAGCUCUGGAUGGAAAAGAAUUUGAGUUGUAUUUAUUUUUCUAUGCCAGAGUUCUUACUGAAUUGGUGGUAUUAGAAUUUAUAGUAUUUCAAGGUAAGUAUUUGUAGUUAAAAAAUUAGUUCAUAUUUAAAACUUUAAAACAACUGUGUACAUAUGUUUGCUUGUUGAGUAAGUAUAUUUACUCCAAAUACUGAACAGGUACUAAUCACUAUAUUCAUUGUAAGCUUCUGUUUUCUGGAAGGUUGGUAAACUAGAAAUGUCAAUUAUAAAUGGUCAAGAAAUCAACGUAAAGGCUUUUUUCACCCCAGGAACCAUGUGUGGGUAUAUUUAAAAUUUUAUUUUAAAGUAAUAAGGAUUUCAAAUGGAUAUUAAUGUUUAAUAUUAAAUGCAUAUGAAAUAUAUGAAAUUUAACCUUAAUAUCUUACCAUUUUUGGCUUUUCUAAGUCCAGUCUCCCAUUCUUAAUUCACUUUAAUUGUUGCAGGUACACAGCAUGUAUCUAAGUAUAAAGUAUUGUUAUAUUAGAAGUCAGUGGAACUCUAAUAAAAAGACCUUGCUCUUUAGAUUUAUACCCUAUUUAAUAUAAAAUGUAUUAUUUAUACCCCUAUUAAUACAAAGUUAAUAUUCAAUUACAUAUAUGCUUUUUAGUUAGAAUGGCUAACUAUUCUAAGAUUUGAAAAUAUUUGAUGUCAGCAUUUUCACACAGGCUGCCAAAUCUGAUUAUGUUACUCUAAGUUAAACACAGCUCUUAGUUACCUCAAACCCAGAUUUCUCUUAGUCUGUGUGUACUUAAAGGGUAUAAGUCUAAAUUUAUAGUUUAGUAUUACAUUUUAGGUAAUAUUCUUUUCAUUUGUUAUUUCUAAUUUUUAUGGAAAUUGUUUUCAAGAUUUUAAGUAAUCUUCACUUUUCAUUAAUGGCAAUAGCUUAUUAAAUAUUUUACCAAUUGAACUAUAUUCCUUUGGAGACAUUCUUUUCUUUUUUGAUGUUGAGUUGUUAAGGAGAAAUGCUUGUUAAGAUACAAACUCUAGUGAGUUACCUAGGAUGUAACUAGAUGUUAGAGGAUUCAGACUUUGGCACUUGAUUAAGAACAAAACAUAGUUAAAAAAUAUUUCUCUCACUUCAUUCUAUGUGAAUGUCUCUUUCUGGUACUGAUUUUUGGUUUUGUUUUUUGUUUUUAUUUUUGUUUUUUAUGAGGACAGAAAGUCACAGUGCAUCCUCCUCACAAACAAAAAGCAAAAUUAAAAAAGAGCAUUGAAGGAAGGUUUAAGUCCCUAAUUGUAUACUCUUUUGGUUUUUAGGUAGAAACUGGAACUAUCAAUAUUUUCAUGUUAUUUUGGAGGUAUUUUAAAGGAGCCAGCAUUUGACGGUCUUGGAGGUCUUAUCAAAAUCUGGUCACCUUGGAAACAGCAUGCUUUUCUGAGGCCUUUGAGCCUCCUGCACAGGGUCUCUCCAAUGACAGUGGUGAGAGAACUCUGUAUGUUGCUGUGUUCCUGACAGGAAGAAUACAUGGGUCCAGUCACCAAGGACAGAAGCAGGAGUAGCCCCGAUGACAUUCCCCGAUGACAUGACUGGGAGAUUUUCUGCUUCCCAUCCUUUUAAUUCUGGACUCUGUAGGUCCUGGUCCCCAAAGGGAGCAUACUCUUGCCAGGGGGAACACAAAGUUUUUAUUCAACUAUAAGACAGCAGCUUUAUCUUAUAGAGCUGCUGUCAGUGCACUUUGAUGUCCCUGUAUCCAGGCACCAACAGGUAAGAAGAAGCAUCAAUAUACUGGCAGGGGUGAUCAACCCAGAUCAGCAGGAGGACGUAGAACAGGGAGACUGCAGGUGGAACCCAGAUGAUUCAUUUGGGCACCUUUUGGUAUUUCCAUGCCCCAUUGUAACUGUGAAUGGAUGCAUGCAGCAGUGUCAGCGUCAGAACAAUAUGAUUGCUCGAUUUGAGUCCUACUGAUGUGGGAAACAAAGGCAAAAGAAAAAUUAAAUUUCCUUAGUACCUACAGCCCAUUGACAAGUCCUUGAAACAAGCGGAGUGACAUUCCUCUAGGAACUCAGCUACCUCAAUGUUACACUUCGCUAAGGGCAAAAGGCAAUCUUAGCCUGACCCCCAGGAUCCUGUAAGUCUCCUCUAACAUAAAAAAAUUCCUUUGGAAACUUCAUCUCUACACCCCAAGAUAUAUGUUGGCAGUCAGAUAUACAUCUGAAGGGUCUCAUGACUAAGGUGUUAUUAGACAGUAAUAGAUGACCUUUUCCUAAUAAUAGCUUGCCCCCUCAAGGUUCUGGAAACCUUGCUUCCAAAAUUUCUUAGAGACUUACACUAUCCCUAACCCCCUCCCAACUUGAAAGUAUAUAAUCACCACUCCUCAUGACCCCAGUGCACCUCUUUCUGCCCACGGGUCCUGUCCCUGUGCAUUCAUAAAACCACCUUUUUGCACCAAAGACAUCUCAAGAGUUCUUUCUUGGCCGUCGGCCCCGAACCCUAACGUCUUUCCUACAUCAGUACCACCAGUAAACCUCCAAGACCUGGUGAGGUAAUAGCUGAGGGCGAGGGAAAUUAGAAUAACUACUGGAAGUGGGAGAGCAUGAACACCAGUUGUAACUCUAAAGAUCAACUCCAGUGUCAGAGGUUCCUUCUGAGUUUCCCCUCAGGAAGACAGACCCAGAAGAACCAUGGAACACUGGCACUCUGACCUGUGGGAAGAGAGAAAUCUGCUCAAGACAAGAGGUAGGCCACGGCAGCUAUGAAAAUGAGCCGCUCAGAGCUCCUGCUGCAGAUGGAGUAAUUGAGAAAUGGUCCCAGCUGCUGUGCUCUGGAUCUACCAUGGUGCUUGUGCAGAAGCUGUGCUUCCCACAGGCUGCUCCCAGGCAAUGGCUGAGAUGGCAGAAGUACAAAGAUGGUCCCAUUUCUGUGAGAAGGAGGACUCUUUGACUUGAGGUUUCCCCAUCAGCCUUGCAGACUUUACUCAAUACUAAUGAGGCCCUUGCAUUGAAGAACUGAAGUUAGAACCCCCAAACCUCAUAAAUAUCUCACCUUUGCCCUUCCUCCUCAGAGACACUGCUAAGAUCUGUCAAGGUAGUAUUCUCCUUACUGCAAUAAGCAAAAAACUUAGUUUUGCUUUAUCAACAGGUUAUUGUAGUGGUAUUUUUAGGGAGAUAGCACACAAUAGAUAAAAAGGAACCAUCAUUCAAAAAGCAGAGGGAAGAGCUUCACAGGUAGGAGGAACAGUAAAUGCAAAGGCCUUGAGGUGGAAAAAAGGUAUUAAAGGACAGAAAGGCCAAUGUGGUUUUAGCUUAGAAGCAAUAGAAAAGGUGGUAUGAGAUGAGGUCAGAAAAGUGCAGAAGGCCUUGGAGUCCAUGGUAAUUAUAGUAUCAAUAUCAUUCUCAGUAAAACAAAACCCAUUAGAGGAUUUUUAGUGGAGGAGUGAUAUACCUGGGUGUAUAUGUUGUAGAAGAAUGUAUUUUGGGGGACAUGAAUGGAAACGGGGACAACAAUUAGGAGGUUAUUGGAAUGGCACAGGUGAGAGCUUAGGUGAUUUGGAUCUAGAGUGAUAGUGAUACAGGAAGCAAAGAGAAAUGGACAAAUUAAGGAUAUAUUUUGGAGAUAGAAUCAUAAGGAUUUGCUGAUUGGUUGGCUGAUGGAGAGGACAUGUGGGGAUGCAUGUGAAGGGAAGGAAUGAAGAAUGACUCCUGCCAAGUUUUUAGCCUUGAGCAACUGUGUGAAUGGUAGUGAAUUCUACUGAGUUGAGGAAAACUGAGGGGAGGAAUAGAUUCAGAAAAGAAAAGCAAGAGCUAUUUUUUGGGCCUGGUUGGUUUUGACUUCCAAAUGGAAAUGUUAAGUAGGCAUUUGGAGUUAUAAGUAUAGAGGUCAGGAUUGGAGAUAAAUAUUUUUGUGAUCUCUCAACAUAUGGAUGGUAAUGAAAAACUAGAGAACAGAGAGAUCACCUGAGGAAAAAAAUGCAGAUAAAGAAGAGAAGAAAAACUGAGGGUUCUAGAUGGGAGGGGGGUGGGGGGAUGGGUUAGUCUGGUGAUGGGUAUUAAAGAGGGCACGUACGGAAUGGAGCACUGGGUGUUAUAUGCAAACAAUGAAUCAUGGAACACUACACCAAAAACUAAUGAUGUAAUGUAUGGUAAUUAACAUAACAUAAAAAAAAAAAGAGAGAAGAAUGCACAGGAUCUAGCCCUGAGGCCCUCCAACAUUUAGGUUAGUUAGAGAAGGAAAUACAUCUAAGAAGUUAAAAGGAACACCAAGAAUGCUUAAAACAGGUAAAUUGAGUCCACUUUGGAAUCUGUGAGGAAAUGUCGAGGCAGGAAGCAUCUCAGAUUAGAUUAGUUGCUAAUUAAAGCAAUCUCUUCAAUCCCUUAGUUAACAAAUACAUAUUCAGUAUAUACAAUGUAUUAUAACAGAGGUGUCCAAGAGACAUUACAAUAUAAGGUGGUAAGUCCAGUCUGAAUGGCCCUUAAUAAACCAUGUUUAUAUAUAACACUCCCCUACAAGUGAGGCAUAUCAGAUUUUUAGACUUGAUUAUAAAAAUAUUUCAGAAAAGUCUGUCUUUCUGCUCUCUAGUCUUUUUUUUUUUUUUAAAGAUUUUAUUUAUGAGUGAGAGAGUGCACAAGGCGGGGAGGGGCAGAGGGAGAGGGAGAGGCAGGCUCCCUGCUGACCCCAAGAUCAUGACCAUGACCAGAGCAGAAGGCAGACAACAACUGAGCCACCCAGGUGCUCCUGAUUUCUAGUCUUUUUUAAACCAACUACCUUAAGCUUUCAAUUUUUAUCUUCUUUAUACAUUAGUCAAUUUUUAAUUUAAUAAACAUUAAACUUUUUUACUUAUUUUGCUUUUACCUAAAAUAUGGUUAGGUGGCAGUAAUAAAUUCUGCCUUUAAAAAGAUGAUUAGAAUUAUAUAAAUAUAUUAACUAUCUUAAGAAGACCCUUCCUGUCUUUUCAGGUUUGAUUAAUAUUUGAAAAUACAUUGUAAUGCUUUGAUAUUCUUCAAAAAUAAUUUAACCAAAGGAUAUAGGAAAGAACAAAACAAAGCAAAAACAUCUAGCUUGUAGUAGCUAUAAAACAAUUUGUGGCUUUCAUAGUAACAGACUUCUGUAUCAGUUGCAUAAUAGUGAUUAUUUAUUCAUGGAGUCUUUUUAGUUCCAUGGAAACACUGAGAUCAUUUUAAUUUUUAAUUACACUAGAGUUUACAGUUCCAUAGAUUUUAACUCUGUAGUAGCAAGUACAGAAGCUAGAGCUUUACCCAUUUCCACUUUAAAAAAUAUAAAGGAGGAAGAGAGGGUUUAAAAUAAUCAUGAAUUUCAUUUAGUUACAACCUUUAGCUGUAUAAUUUCUCCUAAACCUGCCCUGCAAUUUUAUGUCCAAUUAAUUCUUCGAUUUUUGUCUCUACCCUUUGACUAAAAGUGUUUUCACAGGAAAUAACUGCAGUGUGAAAUUCAGCAAUGGGUGCUGUUAAGUAGUUUGUGAGAUAUCUAAAGUUGUUGUGAAGUAGUAGAAGCAGAGGACUAGAUCUGGCACUUAGCUGAAUUAUCUUAGGUGAAUCACUUUAUUUCUCUGGCCCUCGAUUUCUUCCUCUGCAACCUGAGGACUGAGGUUGAAUGAUAGAAUUCAAUGGUUCUCUGAAAUAGCUUGGCUAUGUGGUGCCCAGGACCUGUGGCAACUAUCCACAUGGGCCCUACAAAUAUGUUGAUAAUAUUUCUCAUGAUAGGAGUAUUUGUCAACAGGGACUGGAAGCAGAACAGUAAUAAAAAGCUAUUAAGUGGAAUAAUUUGUACACGAAGUAGGUCUGAUGAAGAUUUUAUAGAUACGAAAUCUUUUUUUUUAACCCCCUUUCUAAAUCAUUAAAUUUCCUGAUACAUAAGUUUUACAGGUUCGUUUCCUAUUUGAUCAAAGUGAUUUUCAGAGUGGAAACGAUGUUAUUGUAGUCGUUCUAAUUUAUUACUAGUUGUUGUUAAUCUCUUACUGUGCCUAGUCUAUAAAUUAAAAUUUAUUGUAGGUAUGUAUAGGAAAAGACGUGGUAUGUAUAGGGUUUAGUAUUAUCCAUGGUUUCAGGCAUCCAUUGAGGGUCUUGGAACAUUUCUCUCAUGGAUAAGAGAGGAUUACGGUAAUUUGUCUUCUUUAAACAUAAUUUGGAUCAUAUGCAGUUAUAAAUCCUACCUUUUUAAAAAAUGAACACUACAUUGUAUUAAAGGUUUCUUCAAAAUGUUUUUAAUUGAUGCAUAGUAUUGCAUAACAUGUUUUUCACAUCUAUUUUAUUCAUCCUCAGAUUGUUGAAAAUUUAGACAUUUUCAAUAUUUUUAAUGCCAAAUAUUUUUUGUAUAAAAGUCAGUUUUUGCGUCUCUGACUACUAUGUUUUUGGUUUGGAUUCCUACACAUAAAAUAACUGAACAGCAUAAGCAUUUUUACUCUUGGUAAUAUUAUCAAAUUUUUUUCCAUAAAUUAUUGUCUAUCUCAAAGUAAUUUUUGAUUGUGCAUUUAAUCACAUCCUCAUGAGAAUUAAAUAUGAUAAUUUAAAGACUUCUAAUUUGAAAUACCUUUUGUUCAGAUUAACAUUUUUUAUUAGUGAAGUGUUUUCAUAUCCACUAGCCCAUUUUUAUAUUGCAAUUCAGUUAAAAAAUCAAUUUCUGUUGGCCUUGUAUUUAAAAAAAAAAGGGAGCACCUGGGUGGCUCAGUCAUUAAGCGUCUGCCUUCGGCUCAGGUCUUGAUCCCGGGAUCCUGGGAUUGAGACCCGCAUCGGGCUCCCUGCUCUGCAGGAAGCCUGCUUCUCCCUCUCCUGCUCCCCCUGCUUGUGUUCCCUCUCUCGCUGUGUCUCUCUCUGUCAAAUAAAUAAAUAAAAUCUUUAAAAAAAUAAAAAUAAUAAAAAUUUAAAAAUUAAAAAAUGUUAAAAAAAUAUCUUUUUUUAUUUUUCAUUUUUAAAUUUUUUGUUGAGAUCUUUAAAUCAUUUGAUUUAUUAAAUCAAUGAAAAACAUUUAGGGAAAAGCAGUAGGAAAGAGAUGGGGAAAGUUAUCUCCCUUAGGAUAGGGUGUAAAUCAGUGGAAGAACUGCCCAGAUGUGAAUCCUGUGUUAUGUAAUGUUUGUAAAUCCUACCUUUCUCUCUGCAGUCCUUUGUUUAUUUUUUAAAAACAUGUUUAUGGGAUCAUUGUUUUUCUUUUAUUACUCGAGUAGAUCUCUAGUUGUAAAAGAUUCAAAUAUGGAAGCAUACAUAGGAAAUUACUUCCUCCCUGACACACUUCCUUAUAGAUAACCAUUAUCAACAGCAUUUUAGAGUAUAGUAUUCCUAUUCUUAUUCUACUAAUAUGUACAUAUCUCCAUAUUCUUUAAGUAUGUAUAUGUAAAUAUACAUGGAUAUAUAUAUAAAUGUAAAUGGAUCAUAUAAUACCUACUAUUCAGAAUCUUAGUUUCUUUACCUAAUAGUAUGUCGUCAAGAGCUUCCUUUUUCUCCCUACAAUGUAAGAAGCAUCCUUUCCCUCAUUAUAUACAUGACACAUGACACAUGAUCAUAAUAAAAAAUUUGAUUAAGAUAUGAAAGAUGUUUUUAAAAUAGUAAAAAUCACCUGAAAUCAGUCCAGAGAUAACCACCAUUAAUAUUUUGGCAAUCAUUCUUUCAUGCAUCUCUUAAUAGAUCUUAAGUAAUUAAUGUUUAUUCUGAUACCAACUGGUAUACUGCAAUUCAGUUCUGGCAUUAACCACCCAAAGUUAGCACAGACCACACAAAUUUAAAGACAUGGUCUCCAACAAGACUGCCCCUACUUCAGAUACCAGUCAAAAGUGGAGUCCCCUGGCCCCUGCAUGUCCAGCUGCCUACAAAUCUGGGACAAUCCCAUGACCCCUGAAGGUUUGAUAAUUUGCUGGAAUGACUGAGAACUAUACUUAACAGGGCGCCUGGGUGGCUCAGUUGGUUAGGUGACUGCCUUCGGCUCAGGUUCUGAUCCUGGAGUCCCGGGAUCAAGUCCCGCAUCAGGCUCCCUGCUCAGCAGGGAGUCUGCUUCUCCCCCUGACCCUCCCCCCUUUCAUGCUGUCUCUAUCUCAUUCUCUCUCUCAAAUAAAUAAAAUCUUUGAAAAAGAAUAACUAUACUUAACAAUCACAGUUUAUUAGAAGAAUACAAGACAGAAACAGCCUAAUAAGAGACAUUUAAUGUGAGGUCUGGGAGAGUCCUGAAUGCAGAGGUUCCCAUACUUUUUUCCUCAUGGAAUCAGGGCACUUCACCCUCCCAUCAUAUCAAUGUGCUCACUGACCAGGAAGGACCACUGAGCUUCAUGACUUUAGCUUUUAUUGGAGUUUCAUUACAUAGACACAAUUGAUUAAAUCAUUGGCCUGUGAUGGAACUCAUUCUCCAGCCCCCUCCUUUUCCCAGAGGUCAGGAGGUUGAGUUGAUAUCAUAUGACUCAAAGCCCCAGACUUCUAAUCACAUGGUUGGUCUUUCAGGCAUGACCAGCUAUCCUGAACUAUCCUGAAGGUAUCUAGGGCCCACCAUGAGUAACCUCAUUUGCAUAAAUUCAGAUGUGAUCUAAAGGGCUCAUGAAUAAUAGAGACAUUCCUUUUACCUGGGAAAUUCUAGGAACUUAGUUUACUCCCAGGAACCAAAGACAAAGGUGAGUUAAAUCUUUAUUAUACAGAAGUGUCAUAUAUAGUUUGUUUUUUAUUGUAGAUGCCUAUUUUUAUCUCUGAUUUCUUACUGUGUCUGUAUAUUAGUUCUAUCUCAUCUUUUCCCCAAGGCUACAGUAUGAAACUUAACAUGUUUUAUAUUUUAAUGUAUUAACUCUGUCUAUAAAUAGUUCUUUUUCUCAUUUUCUAGUUUGCCCUUUAAUUUGGUAAUUAAAAUGCUUAGUCCUAUGCCUAGUCCUUCUCCUUUAGACAGUAAAUAAAUAUCUUAUAGCUUUUAAGUCUUUUUUUCCCCCAUAUAUUGAACUUAUUUCGGUACAGAGUGCAGGUAAAAUUUAAAUGGAGUUUUGUUUUGUUUUGUUUUGUUUUUAAGUAACCAAUUGUCCCAACACAAUGAAUUUUCAUUUUUCAGAUUCACCUUUGCCAGGAGUGGGUGAGUUGUAAGGAAUUAGGGGUUUGAUAUGUUGUGAGGAAGGUAUUAUUAUCCCCAUUUUUUAGAUGAAGACACUGAGAUUCAAAGUGGUUAAAUAAUUUCCCCCAGUUUAUCUGGAAAGGACAGAAUUGUCUAUCUGAAUCUGAAGCCUAAAAAACACAUUUAUUAAAUACAUUUUUUUGAAAAGGGCAUUUAAUAACCAACAUUGGAGUCACACGUAAGUACCAAAUGACUUAGUGGGUACGUAAGAUUAUAAAAUAAUUUGUUCUGAUAUGAAGAUUGAAAAUUGAGCAGAACAUAGGUGAAAAUCUAGUCAUGACAGUGGAAAAUUACAUUAAGCAUAAAUCUGGAUCUCCAAACACAAAAUAAAUUUCCAUUGUGUGGAUCAAUUUAAAUUAAUACUCUACUUGUUACUGAGUCAUACAGAAAUGACUAAAAAUGUUCACCAAAUUUUGGGAGUAUGUUUAUAAUGGUUCAACUGGUAAGUUUUGUGAUGCACAUACUAAGAAAAUUCAUGUGAAGAAGUCCAAAGAGGCAUAUUAAAGAAAUAGCGAUCUUCCUGAGCCGCUCAAAUUCAGAGACACCUGCAUUAUAGAGGACUAUUCAAAGACACGUGCUGUACAUUGAGACAGAAAGUGAUUAAGUCCCAAAUUGAAGGUCACAAGAGAUGUUGAUUUGUCAUCAAGUUACUUCACAAAAGCAACUCCUUGUACUGUACUUUAGGGUGAACAGCACAGACUCAUUUGCUUAAUGAUGGUUAUGAUGGGUGAUAAAUUUCAGGAGGGCCAGCUAGUUGGUAAAAACAGUUUAGUGGAAAGUAUCCCUUUUUUUCUCUUCGCAAGUCUGUGUUGGGGCAUACUGAGAAACAUUUAUACUUAAAAACUAGAAUGUUAAAAUGAAAAGAAGGAGCAAAAUAAUUCAGAUCGCUGGAGAUAAACCAAGUGGUUAAAAUUUCAUAGAUACAAAGCAAGUGGAGAAGAUGCCAUUUUGUGAAAUAUUGCAUCAGCCUUCACUAUAUUUAUAUAGUAAUACAUUUACUUUUAUUUUUAAAGUAGGCUCCAUGCCCACAGUGGGACUUAAACUUAUGAUCCUGAGAUCAAGAGUCACAUGCUCUAUGGACUGAGCCAGCCAGGCACCCCAUAAUAUAUUUACUAUUAAAUAUAUUACUACAUAUAUUAUAAAAAUUGACUACUACUGCAUGCAUUAUAAAUAUCUGUAGACUCUGACUUCCUACAGUAAUCUUCCCUUUAGAUACUAUUGUAUUGGGUUAAUGGCUUUAUAGUAAUAAUAAUAUUAACAACAAUAAAAAUAACACUUUGAGAAAUGUAUAGUUUGUAGAAAAAUCUGUAAUAUAUACAAUAUCUCAUUUGCUCUUUAUAUUUCCCUCAUGGGAUAGGAUUUGUUAUUCACUUUAUUUCUAUUUGCACAUAUUGCCUAACGUCACAAAAUUUCUGUGCUAGAACCAAGUAGUCUUUUCUUAUUUUAUAGCUGAGGACACCAAAUAAUAGGGAAUAAGUGACAUGUUUAUUACAUGCAAAAUCAUUUGGAGCUGAAAUUAUUUAGACAUAAUCAUUUGGAAGUAGUCUUCUUAUACUUAGCUGAGUAAUUUUAAAAUUUGAGAUUAGAUAAGCCACAACUAUUAAAUCUUAGAAUUUUUAAAUUUCCUAUUUUCUUUAGCUUUGCAAUAAUUCUGCUCACAAUGCAGGACUGAAGCAUUUAUUUUAUAGAGAAAAUGAGCAGAAAUUAACUAAGUCACUUGUCAUGAAACAGGAAUUAUAUUCAUUUAUGAAGAAUUGUGUGGACCUUGUAUGUAGAUAUUAAAUGCACAGCAAGUGACAAUAUGUUUAAUCAUUUGUUCUUUUAGUAAUGUAUAUUGAACUUACAGUGCAAGCCCUAAUGUUUCAAAGGUCAUUUAAAAGGAAAAAUAUUGGGGCACCUGGGUGGCUCAGUUGGUUAAGCAUCUGACUCUUGGUUUUGCUCAGGUCAUGAUCUCAGGGUCCACGCUUGGAGUCUGCUGAAGAUUCUCUCCCUCUUCCCCUCCCUCCCCCUCUGCCCCCCCACUCCCCCUCUUGCAUUCUCCUCCUCCCUCUCUCUCUAAAAUAAAUAAAAUCUUUUUUUAAAAAAGAAAAUCCUUUAAAAAGAGAAAUAAAAGGAAAAAUAUUAUGAUUUGCUACCUAGCAUCAUGCACUUUCUUUUUAACUUGCUUGCCCUAUCCUUCCCCAAGUUAUACAGCAUUCAGACUAUAAGUAAUAGUGGAUCAUAAAGCCAUUGUUUAUUUUGUUAGAGUAGGCAAUUAGGUUCUAGCAAGAGGCCUAGAGGCCACCAAAGAAGAAGUCAUGGCCAGCUAUCUGGAAAGUCAGAGCCUGUCCUAGCAGCACUCCACAAGAAGCCGGAUCAGAUGAGACAGAUCCAAGAUGACAGGGGCCAUGACAAGAAACCCCUGACCAACUAAGGAGGAAAAGGCUCCAAACCCUGCUUCUAAGAAAUCCUUGCCUUGAGUAAUGAGUAUGCCACCCCCUUGUCAACAACUGUCACUAAAAGAUAGAAACCCAAACUCAAGAAUCACAGCUCCCAUGCUUGCUCUUUCUUUUUCAUUCUCACUCUUGCUCUCUUUUUUAAUUCCAGUAUAGUUGACAUACAGGGUUAUAUUAUUUUCAGGUGUACAAUGUAGUGAUUCAAAAAUUCUAUACAUUACUCAGUGCUCAUCAUGAUAAGUGUACUCUUAAUCCUCCUCACCUACUUCACCCAUCCCCCCCACCUCCCUCCCCUCUGGUAACCACCAUUUUCUUCUCUAUAGUUAACAGUCUGUUUCUUGGUUUGUCUCUUUUUUCCCCUUUGUUUGAUUUAUUUCUUAAAUUUUACGUAUGAGUGAAAUCAUAUGGUAUUUGUCUUUGACUUAUUUCGCUUAGCAUUAUACUCUCUAGCUCUAUCCAUGUUGUUGCAAAUGGCAAGAUUUCAUUCUUUUUGAUGACUAAUAUAUAUAUAUAUAUAUAUAAAGGGCUGGUAUAUAUAUAUAUAUUUUUUUUUUCCCUUCUUUUUCCAUUCAUCGGUUGAUGGACAUCUGGGCUGUUUCCAUAAUUUGGCUAUUGUUGAUAAUGCUGCUAUAAACAUCAGGGUGCAUGUAUGCCUUUGAAUCAGCAUUUUUGCAUCCUUUGGGUAAAUACCUAGUAGUGUAACUGCUGGAUCAUAGGAUAGUUCUAUUUUUAGCUUUUUGAGGAAUCUCCAUACUGUUCUCCAGAAUGUCUGUACCAGUUUGCAUUCCCUCCACGGUGCAAGAGGGUUUCCCUUUCUCUGCAUCCUUGCUAACACUGUUGUUUCUGUGUUGUUGAUUUUAGCCCUUCUGACAGGUGUGAAGUGAUAUCUCAUUGUAGUUUUGAUUUGCAUUUUCCUGAUGAUGAGUGAUGUUGAGCAUCUCUUCAUGUGUCUUUUGUCCAUUUGUAUUUCUUUGGAGAAAUGUCUGUUCAUGUCUUCUACCCAUUUUUAAUUGGGUUAUUUUUUUUAGGUGUUGAGUUGUAUAAGUUCUUUAUAUAUUUUGGACACUAACCCUUUAUUUGAUAGGUCAUUUGCUAAUAUCUUCUCCCAUUCUAUAGGUUUCCUUUUGUUGACUGUUUCCUUUGCUGUGCAAAAAGAAGCUCUUUAUUUUGAUGUAGUCCCAACAGUUUUGUUUUGUUUUGUUUGCUUUUGUUUCCCUUGUCUCAGGAGAUGUAUGUAGAAAGAUAUUGCUAUGGUUGAUGUCAGAGAAAUUACUGACUGUGCUCUUUCUUCUAGGAUUUUUAUGGUUUCAGGUUUCACAUUUAGGUCUUUACUCCAUUUUGAGUUUAUUUUUGUCUAUGAUGUAAGGAAGUGGUCCUGUUUCUUUCUUUUGCAUGUAGCUGUCCAGUUUUCCCAAUACCAUUUGUUGAAGAGAUUGUCCUUUUACCAUUGGAUAUCCUUUCCUACUUUGUCAAAGAUUAAUUGACCAUAAUGUUGUGGGUUUAUUUCUGGGUUUUCUAUUCCAUUCCAUUGAUCUAUGUGUCUAUUUGUGUGCCAGUACCAUGCUGUUUUGAUUACUACAGCUUUGUAAUAUAACUUGAAAUCCGGAAUUGUGAUGCUCCGAGCUUUGGUUUUCUUUUCCAAAAUUGCUUGGGCUCUUCAGGAUCUUUUGUGGUUCCAUACAAAUUUUAGGAUUGUUCAUUCUAGUUCUGUGAAAAAUACUGUUGUUAUUUUGAUAGGAAUGUUUAAAUUUGUAGAUUGCCUUGGGUAGUAAUGACAUUUUAACAAUAUUUGUUCUUCCAAUCCAUGAGCAUGGAUUGUCUUUCCAUUUCUUUGUGUUAUCUUCAAUUUCUUUCAUCAGUGUUUUAUAGUUUUCAGAGUACAGGUCUUUCACCUUUUUGGUUAGGUUUAUUCUUAGGUAUCUUAUUAUUUUUGGUGCAAUUGUAAAUGGGAUUGUUUUCUUAAUUUCUCUUUCUGCUGCUUCAUUAUUGGUGUAUAGAAAUGCAACAGACUUCUGUACAUUGAUUUUAUUUCUUGCAAUUUUACUGAAUUCAUUUAUCAGUUCUUACAGUUCUUUUGGUGGAGUCUUUAAGUUUUCUAUAUAUAGUAUCAUGUCAUCUGCAAUAGUGAAUGUUUUGCGUCUUCCUUAAUGAUUUGGGGCCUUUUAUUUCUUUCUGUUGUCUGAUGGCUGUGGCUAGGAUUUCCAGUACUAUGUUGAAUAAAAUGAUGAGAGUGGACUUCUCUGUCUUGUUCCUAACCAUAGGGGAAAAGUUCUCAGUUUUUCCCCAUUGAGUUUGAUGUUAGCUGUGGGUUUUUCAUACAAGGCCUUUAUUAUGUUGAGGUAUAUUCCUUUUACACCUACUUUGUCGAAGAUUUUUAUCAUGAAUGGAAGUUGUACUUUGUCAGAUGCUUUUUCUGCAUCUAUAGAAGUGAUCAUAUGGUUUUUAUCCUUUUUCUUAUUGACGUACUAUAUCUCACUGAUUUAUUUGGGAAUACUGAACCACAGUUGCAUCCCAGGAAUAAAUUCCAUGUGAUGAUGGUGGAUGAUUAUUUUAAUGUUUUGUUGGACUUGGUUUGCUAGUACUUUGUUGAGGAUUUUUAUAUAUAUGUUCAUCAGAGAUACUGCCCUGUAGUUCUCUUUUUUUGUGGUGUCUUUAUCUGGUUUUCGUGUCAGGGUGAUAGUGUACUCAGAGAAUGAGUUUGGAGGUUUCCUUUCCUCUUCUGUUUUUUGCAAUAGUUUGAGAAGAAUGGAUAUUAACUCUUCUUUAAAUGUUUGGUAGAAUUUGUGAAGACAUCUGGUCCUGAAUUUUUGUUUUGGGGGAGUUUUUUUGAUUACUAAUGCAAUUUCAUUGCUGGUAAUCUGUGUGUUCAAAUUUUCUAUUCUUCCUGAUUCAGUUUUGGGAAGUUAUAUGUUUCUAGGAAUUUAUCCAUUUCUUCUAGGUUGUCCAAUUUGUUGGCAUAUAAUUUUUCAUAAUAUUCUCUUAUAAUUAUUUGUAUUUCCUUGGUGUUAGUUGUUAUUUCUCCUUUCAUUUGUGAUUUUGUUCUCUUUCCCUCUCUCUCCCUUUCUCAAGCUCAUCUGCUCUUACAUCUCAAGAGUAUACUUUCACUUUAAUAAACUUUCCUGCAUGUGUUCCUCCUUUGCUGUCCUGUGUCUGUCCUUGAAUUCUUUCUUGUGAUGAGAACAAGAACCUUCAGCAACCUCUUUGGGAUGGGCUGGGUCGAGGCCCCAGGGUCUGGGGUCUCCCAAGUUCACUUGGCAACAAUUUAAAUUCCAUUUACUUUACCUGGUUCCAAAAUAUGAUAAUAGAUAACAUUUAUUGAGUGCCAGAUGCUUUAUAUUCAUCAGUUAAUCCUCACACCUGGCCUGGGUAUUAUUAUCCCAACUUUAUGGAAGAAAAACAGGUAGAUUAAGUACCUUGCCCAAGAUUAUACAUAGCUAGGAAGCCAAGAAUCAAAUAUCUAAACCCAAUACUUUUUUAUUCCAAAGUCUGUGUUACAAUCAGAUUUAACUCUAAACAAUUUGUGAACUAUUAAAUUCACCAUAUGGAAGAGUAUACUCCUGCCAACCUAGAGUCUAUAAAUUAAAAGAUAAGGGACUGUAGGAUAUGCAUUAAUAUAUUAAUUGUGGUUUUAACUUGCAUUUCCUUAAGUGCAAUGAGUUUGAGUACCUUUUUUUUUUUUUUUUAAGAUUUUAUUUAUUUGUGAGAGAGAGAAUGAGAGACAGAGAGCAUGAGAGGGAGGAGGGUCAGAGGGAGAAGCAGACUCUCCACUGAGCAGGGAGCCCGAUGCGGGACUCGAUCCCGGGACUCCAGGAUCAUGACCUGAGCCGAAGGCAGUCGCCCAACCGACUGAGCCACCCAGGCGCCCUGAGUACCUUUUCAAUAUAUGUUCACCAUUUGUAUUUCCCUUCCUGUGAAUGGCCAAUCCAAAUAUUUUGCUCAUUUAUUAUUAUUUUUUUUAUUUUUAUUUUUUAAAAAGAUUUUAUUUAUUUUUUAGAGAGCGAGCGAGAGAGAAACAGCAUGAGAGGGGAGAGGGUCAGAGGGAGAAGCAGGCUCCCCGCUGAGCCGGGAGCCCGAUGUGGGACUCGAUCCCAGGACCCCGGGAUCAUGACCUGAGCCGAAGGCAGACGCUCAACCAUCUGAGCCACCCAGGCGCCCUAUUUUGCUCAUUUAAAAACUUAGUUUCUUCUCAAGAAACAAGAAAGGUCUCAAAUACACAACCUAACCUUACACCUAAAGGAGCUAGAGAAAGAACAGCAAAUAAAGCCUAAACCCAGCAGGAGAAGAGAAUUACUGAAGAUUAGAGCAGAAAUCAAUGAAAUAGAAACCAAAAGAACAGUAGAACAGAUUAACGAAAUUAGGAGCUGGUUCUUUGAAAGAAUUAGUAAGAUCAAUAAACCCCUGGCCAGACUUAUCAAAAAGAAAAGAGAAAGGACCCAAAUAAAUAAAAUCAUGAAUGAAAGAGGAAAGAUCACAACCAACACCGAAGAAAUAAAAUUAUAAGAACAUAUUAUGGGCAACUAUAUGCCAACAAAUUAGAUAAUCUGGAAGAAAUGAAUGCAUUCCUAGAGACAUAUGAACCAGCAAAACUGAACCAGGAAGAAACAGAACACCUGAACAGACUCACAGCCAGCAAGGAAAUUGAAGUAGUAAUAAAAAAUCUCCUAACAAACAAGAGUCCAGGGCCAGAUGGCUUCCCAGGGGAAUUCUACCAAACAUUUAAAGAAGAAUUAAUACCAUUCUUCUGAAGUGGUUUCAAAAAAAAGGAAAGAAAGAAAGAAAUGGAAGGAAAACUUCCAAACUCUUUCUAGAGGCCAGCAUUACCUUGAUUGACCCGAAACCAGACAAAGACCCCACCAAAAGGGAGAUUUACAGACUAAUAUCCCUGAUGAACAUGGAUGCAAAAAUUCUCACCAAGAUACAAGCCAAUAGGAUCCAACAGUACAUUAAAAGGAUUAUUCACCACGACCAAGUGGGAUUUAUUCCUGGGCUUCAAGGGUGGUUCAACAUCUGCAAAUCAAUCAAUGUGAUACACUACAUUAAUAAAAGAAAGGACAAGAACCAUAUGAUCCUCUCAAUAGAUGCAGAAAAAACAUUUGACAAAGUACAGCAUUUUUUCUUGAUUAAAAAUCUUCAAAGUGUAGAGAUAGAGGGAACAUACCUCCAUAUUAUAAAAGCCAUAUACAAAAAGCCCACAGCAAAUAUCAUUCUCGAUGGCAAAAAAACUGAGAGCUUUUCCCCUAAGGUCAGGAACAUGACAGGGAUGUCUAUUAUCAUCACUGUUGUUCAACAUAGUACUAGAAGUCCUAGCCUCAGCAAUCAGACAACAAAAAGAAAGAAAAAAAAUCCAAAUCGAGAAAGAAGUCAAACUCUCACUCUUCGCAGAUGACAAACUCUCACUCUUCCACUCUAUGUGGAAAACCCAAAAGAUUCCACCCCAAAAUUGCUAGAACUCAUACAGGAAUUCAGCGAAGUGGCAGGAUAUAAAAUCAAUGCACAGAAAUAAAUUGGAUUUCUAUGCACUAACAAUGAGACAGAAGAAAGAGAAAUUAAGGAGUCAACCCCAUUUACAACUGCACCCCAAACCAUAAGAUACCUAGGAAUAAACCAAACCAAAGAGGCAAAGGAUCUGUACUCAGAAAACUAUAGAACAUUCAUGAAAGAAAUUGAGGAAGACACAAAGAAGUAGAAAAACAUUCCAUGCUCAUGGAUUGAAGAACAAAUAACACUAAAUGUAGGUAACAUAGGCUACCUAGAGCAAUCUACACCUUCAAUACAAUCCCUAUCAAAAUACCAUCCACUCUUUUCACAGAGCUGGACAAAUAAUCCUAACAUAUGUAUGAAACCAGAAAAGACCCCAAAUAGCCAAAGGAAUGUUGAAAAAGAAAAGCAAAGCUGGUGGCAUCAAAAUUCCAGACUUCAAGCUUUAUUACAAAGCUGUAAUCAUCAAGACAGUAUGGUACUGGCACAAAAAUAGACACAUAGAUCAGUGGAAUAGAAUAGAGAACCCGGAAAUGGACCCUCAAUUCUAUGGUCAACUAAUCUUUGACAAAGCAAGAAAGAAUAUCCAAUGGAAAAAGACAGUCUCUUCAAGAAGUGAUUUUGGGAAAAUUGGACAGCCACAUGCAGAAGAAUGAGGCUGGACUGUUUCUUUACACCAUACACACAAAUAGACUCAAAAUGGAGAACAGACCUAAAUGUGAGACAGGAAUCCAUCAGAAUCCUAGAGGAGAACACGGGCAGCAACCUCUGUGACCUCGGCCACAGCAAUUUCUUGCUGGACACAUAGCCAAAGGCGAGGGAAACAAAGGCAAAAAAUGAACUGUUGGGACUUCAUCAAUAUAAAAAGCUUUUGCACAGCAAAGAAACAGUCAACAAAGCCAAAAGACAACCAACAGAAUGGGAGAAGAUAUUUGCAAAUGUCUUAUCAGAUAAAGGGUUAGUAUCCAAAAUCUAUAAAGAACUUAUCAAACUCAGCACCCGAAGAACAACUAAUCCAAUCAAGAAAUGGGCAGAAGACAUGAACAUUUCUCCAAAGAAGACAUACAAAUGGCCAACAGACACAUGAAAAAUUGCUCAACAUCACUUGGCAUCAGGGAAAUACAAAUCAAAACCACAAUGAGAUACCACCUCACACCAGUCAGAAGGGCUAAAAUUGACAAGUCAGGAAACAACAGAUGUUGGCGAGGAUGCGGAGAAAGGGGAACCCUCCUACACUGUUGGUGGGAAUGCAAGCUGGUGCAGCCAUGCUGGAAAAUAAUAUGCAAGUUCCUCAAAUAGUUGAAAAUAAAGCUACCCUACAACCCAGCAAUUGCACUAGUAGGUAUUUACCCCAAAGAUACAAAUGUAGUGAUUCGAAGGGGCACCUGCACCCCAAUGUUCAUAGCAGUAAUGUCCACAAUAGCUAAACUAUGGAAAGAGUCCAGAUGAAUGGAUUGACAGAUGAAUGGGUAAAGAUGUGGUGUACACACACACACACACACAAACAAUGGGAUACUACUCAGCUAUCAAAAAACGAAAUCUUGCCAUUUGCAACGAAAUGGAACUAGAGGGUAUUAUACUAAGCAAAAUAAGGCAGUUGUAAAGAUUAUCAUAUGAUCUCACUGAUAAUGUGGAAUUUAAGAAACAGAAGAUCACAGGGGAAGAGAGGGAAAAAUAGACAAAAUCAGAGAGGGAAACAAACCAUAAGAGACUCUUAAUCCUAGGAAACAGACUGAGGGUUGCUGGAGGAGAGAGGGAUGGGGGGAUGGGGUAACUGGAUGAUACACUAUAUGUUAAUUAAUUGAAUUUAAAUAAAAAUUUUUUAAUUUUUAUUUAUUUGACAGAGAUAACAAGAGCAGGAACACAAGCAGGGGGAGUGGGAGAGGGAGAAGCAGGCUUCCCCUGGAGCAGGGAGCCCGAUGUGGGUCUUGAUCCCAGGACCCUGGGAUCAUGACCUGAGCCAAAGGCAGACACUUAACAACUGAGCCACCCAGGUGCCCCAAAAAAUAAAUCUUAUAAAUAAAAUUUAUAAAAUAAAUCUUAUAAAAAAGUAAAAAAACCCUUAGUUUCUAUUACUUUUUUAUUAGAAUUCUAUAUAUAUUCAAAAUAAGAGUGUUUUAUUAAAAAUAUAUGUUGCAAAUGUAUUUUCCCAUUCCAGGGUGUCUUUUUUUUUUUUUUUAAAGAUUUUAUUUAUUUGACAGAGAGACACAGUGAGAGAGGGAACACAAGCAGGGGGAAUGGGAGAGGGAGAAGCAGGCUUCCCGCGGAGCAGGGAGCCCGAUGCGGGGCUCGAUCCCAGGACCCUGGGACCAUGACCUGAGCUGAAGGCAGACACUUAACAACUGAGGCACCCAGGCGCCCCAUCCAGGGUUUCUUUUUGCUCUGUCUGUGGUGCUUCGGAGGAAUACGCUUUUUAAAUUUUAAUGUAGUUAAUGUUAUCAGUUUUUUCCCUUAUGGCUAGUGCUUUGUUUCUUUUUUAAGAAAUCACUGUGGGGAAGUCUAAACUGGCUCAUGCAGACAGACCACAUUUAACAGUUUUUUAUGUUGACAGUCCAGCUAAAGUUCCAAGCCAACAGCCAGCAUCCAGCACUAGCCAUGUAACUGAAGAUGUCUCCAGAUUAUUUCAGCCCUCAGCCAUUGAGUCAUUCCCAGCCUUUGAGCUUUCCAGCCAAAGCCCCAGACAUGAUAGAGCAGAGCCUAGUUAUCUCUUCUGUGCUCUGCCCACAUCCCUGGUCCAUAAUCUGUGAGUACAAUAAAAUAGUUGUUUUAUGCCAUUAAGUUUUUUUUAUGCAUAGCAUAAUUGUAUUUUGUUAAAAAUUAUACUUGCAUCAUUGAAUAAAUUAAGAAAAAUGGGGGGAAAUGCACACUGAGUUGUCAUGGUUGUCUCCUGGAUCACGCGUAUUUACAAAUAAUGACACAAAGUUGGCUAAAAGGAAGAGAAAUUUUACUCAAAUUUGAAGAUAUCUGAUGAUCUUUCCAAAUAUUUAUUUUUUAUUUAAUUUAUUUAAACAAAAACAACAACAGUUCAUCCAUUUCUCCCACCCUUCAACCCCUGUCUCUGGCAACCACCAGUCCAUCCUCUGUAUCUAUGAGCUUGGUUUUUGUUUUUAUUUUUUUAAGAUUUUAUUUAUUUAUUUGACAGAGACACAGCAAGAGAGAGAACACAAGCAGGGGGAGUGGGAGAGGGAGAAGCAGGCCUCCCGCUGAGCAGGGACCCCGAUGUGGGGCUCGAUCCCAGGAUCCUGGGAUCAUGACCUGAGCCAAAGGCAGACGCUUAAUGACUGAGCCACCCAGGUGCCCCUAUGAGCUUGGUUUUUAUUUAUUUAAAAAAUAUAUAUAUUUAGAUUCCACAUAUAAGAGAGAUCCUGCAGUGUUUCUCUUUUUCUUGUUUCUCUGAGCACAAUGCCUUUGAGGGACACCACUAAGUUUUAAAAUUGUUAUAUAAGAAUUAUAGAAUAAAAAGACCAGGGGAACCUUUUAAAAGAAUGUGAUAGGUGCAAGUUAAUAGUUUUAGUCUCUGGAGAUAGUAAGAGAAUCGAACAAACCAUGUGCAGUCAUCCUGAUGACAUUGGGAAUAGGGUAGUAUGGCAGACUGCAAGUUGUUCUCCCCAAAUCCAUUUUUAUAGUAUUAGCUAGGCAUAUGGAUUCCUAGUGUGAAAUAGUAUUUCCCAUUAUCCUUUCCAGCUGGAUGUAGGUGUUGACUAAGGUCUUGCUCAUGGAAUAUGAGAAGGGAGAGCAACUUCUAUAUUAUCUAAAAGGAAUUGGCCCUUCAUUUCCACUUUCUCCUCCUUCCUAUAAGCUAGUUAAUAAGGACAACAUCCUGGGGUUUGGAAGAGCAAUGAGAAGGGGAGAGCUAGGAUCCUUGACUCUUUGUGGAAUGAAGUUGCCCUAUUACCUGGACAGGUUUUCCUACCUUAAGACUGUUAAAAUGCUUAAAAAUUCCUGUCUUAUUUAACCCAUUGCUUUUUAUAUCUGUGUUACAUUAGUCUACUCCCAGCCCCCACCCCCACCCCUUAACUUAAACAGGUAGUUAAGAAUAGGAGUGGAGAGACAGAAAGAAAAUAGGAUUCCCAGGAGCACAGCCUAGGAAGUUGGCAAGAUUGGAAAUUAUCAAGACAUCCCUUUAAAGCAAAAUCUGUAAAGGGGGUAUUGGGAAUCUAAAAGGGAAAUGAAGUUGCUGUCUUUAAUCAUAUGCUGACUCAGCUGGUCAGUUACUGGUCACUCAGGUCUCUGGAAUUUAUAAUCACUUCUAUAACCUCUAUUUUUUAAUAGCUAUUACAGCUGACUGAUGAGAAAUAAAAUUUAUAAUGCAUAAAAUAUUACACAAAAUGUCCUAAUUUGGCUUUUAGAAUUUCUUGCCUUUUUUUCCAUAUCCUAGUCAAGUGGAAUAAUUGCACCCCUCUCUCUCUUUAAUGAUAAGCUAUACAUAAGGUAAAGUUUACCAUUUUAACUAUUUUUAAGUGUAAGUUCAUUACCAUUCAUUAUAUUCACACUAUUGUGCAACCAUCACCACUAUCCAUCUCCAGAACUUUUUCAUCAUCUCUAAUUUUAACUCUAUAACCAUUAAAAAAUAACUCCCCAUCCUACACCACCCUAAGUGGUUCUCUUUUUUUGUAAUAAAAUAUCAAAUAAAACAUCAGAAAACCUUUAAUGAAACUGAGUGGUUAACUGCAAACAGUAAGAAGAUAUAAUUAGGAAAGUAGACUUUUGUAUGCCAUUUCUAUUUGUGAAAUUAUUCAGAUGAGAAUAUAUUCUUUACAGAGGCUGCUUGAUUUCUCAUCUAGAAACCUAAAAACUAAAAUGAAAAUUUUUUUCUUUAAUUUUCUAUUCUUCCUCUUAAUUUGUACUGAAACAAGCUUUUGUUUCAUUCAUACUUAUUUCUUUAGGGCACUAUUUUCCAUCUGCUUAUUCACAGCUGGAAACCAUAAUCUUCUUAAUCUACUAAUGUGUUUUACCAUGAUGAAUCAUGUGAUAAACAAAAGCUAAUGAUCCUUUUGGCAGGAAAGAAAUAUGAGAAUGUAAUGCUCAGUAAACAAAGAUCUUUCUCCUUAAUUAAAUCCAUUUUAAUGAAAUAGGAAAAAUGAAAUAUGUAAAAAUAUGUAAUUUUUUUCAGAAAUGUCUUAAAAAAACUGUGAAGCAUUUCAUGUUUUAAUCAUUGUUGAGUUGACUGCCUUUAAUAUGUGUCAAAGUGUCAAUUUAAGUAGGAACUACCUGAUCUCAGAUUUUUAAAAAGUGUUACCUUUUUGAUUACUAUUAAAAUUUUGUUGUAACAUGGAAAAGUAAAGCCCUAUGAGUCAUAGUUAUAGGCCUUUACCUCUGAACUUUAGAUCUCAUAAUCUUAAUUCCAAAUGAGCUGAUAAUUAUUAAUCCACUUUAUUACUCAAACAGAAAAAAUAAAAGUCAGUAAAUCAAAUGAAUAUAUAAAUCAAAAGAAUUAUCCAAAAAACUGAAAACCAGUGCCAGAUGUAGUUCCUAAGAAUGCUACUAGAUUAAUGUCAGAAAUAUCACACAUUCUUUACUUUUACUAUGAAGAAUGUAGGGGAAAAAAGUAAUUGAGAUGUAUGGUUGUACCGCAUACAAGGGGUAGAGAUUACAAGGAGGUUUUUUUCUUUUCUAAGAUUUUAUUUUUAAUCUCUAUACCCAAAGUGGGGCUCAAACUUAACCCCAAGAUCAAGAGUCAGCCAGGUGCCCCUUAUUUUCUUGCUAAUUCUUAUAGUAUUGUAUUGCUGUAAGAGAUAAAUAAUACUUGAUACAUAACAACAGAUCUCGGAUAUUGAUUAACUUGAAUUUGAAUUUGAGCAAUUGGAUUUCAAAAAAGCUGCUUUCCUAGAAAAAGAAACCUCUCCCAGUCUCAAAAUUUUCUUUUCUUCACAUUUAAGUAAAAGGAAAUAAUAAUUUAGAAAGAGAAAAUAUUAAUUUAUAUGUAAAAUUUUCCUGUAAUUUUUCUUCUUUUUUUAAAUUUUUUUUUAUUUUUUAAGAUUAUUUAUUUAUUUAUUUGAGAGAGAGAGAAUGAGAGAGAGAGCACAUGAGAGGGGGGAGGGUCAGAGGGAGAAGCAGACUCCCUGCCGAGCAGGGAGCCCAAUGCGGGACUCGAUCCAGGGACUCUGGGAUCAUGACCUGAGCCGAAGGCAGUCGCUUAACCAACUGAGCCACCCAGGCGCCCCUCUCUUUUCUUCUUGAUUAAAGACUUUUUUUUCUCUACUGUACACUGUGGAAGUCUUAACUUUCAAUUAACUUCCCAGGCACCAUAGAAAGUUCAUUAUACAUGAAAGUGAAGUGGUUUUCUUUCAUGUUUCAACUGAAUUUUAAUUACUGUAUUCUGUGUGUUGUGAAGAGUGUAGGAUUACAUGUUGCCUUGAGAAAGAUAUCACGAGGUCUAGGACAACAGUUAUAAUUUUAAUCUUGUCAGGGCCUUGCUUUAAAACUCUCAUUUCACACAGAAUGAAAUCUCAAUCAUUGAGCCAGCAUUCAGGACCCACUGUGAGCUAGUUGCAGCCUUUAUGUUCCCAACCUCAUCUCCUUCCUUCUUCCACCCUAGUUAGACUGCUCAAGUAAAUCAUGGUCUCUUCAAAAUUCAAAGGAGAAUUUCCUCGGGAGUCAAUCCUUUACCAAAGCAUUCUCUUUUCAGACUUCUUUCUUUUUUUCUGGACACUCAAAUUCUGACAUUCUUUCAAGGUCUAGCUCAGGUACCACUUCCUUCCUUAACUGUAGUAGUAAUCAUUUGGUGGUAUCUCCCUGCACAUCUCUCCACUGAAUGUCCCCACUCCUUUAAGAAUUCUCUUUAUCCUAUUUAUAUUCCUUUCUCUGUCUUAUGUUUCAGAUAUGCCUCUUCAGUCCUGAGUCCUAAAGAGGUUGUUAGAGAGAUGUAUACCUACGUAGAAAAUAACAUGGGUAUAAAAUUCAGAUCUAGCUAAUUGGUAUGAAUUUUGCAUUUCCCUUUUGCUGGCCUGCUGUGUGACCAUGCGCCAGUUAAACUUUCUGAACCACGGUUAUCUAAUCCGUAAAAUGAAGAGAAUUCCAUUUGCCUUGCAAUGUUAGUUUGAGAAUUAGAGAUAAAAUAUGUAAAGCAUAUUGUUCUAUGUACAUAAUAAAUGCUCAACAAACUAUUAUGCAUACUUGAUUUUUGUCCCCAUUCUAGUGGUAGCCACCAAUAGGCAGCCCUGUUGAAUUAAUUUGCACUGUCAAGUUGGAUCUACCUUGCCUCUUAUGGGGACCCUGAAGGACAUCUUUUAUUUAUUUUUUUUAAAGAUUUAUUUAUUUGAGAGAGAGAGAGAGAACACUUGAGUGGGGGGGAGGAGAAGAGGGAGGGAAGCAGACUCCCCACUGAGCAUGGAGCCUGACACAGGGCUCCAUCUCACAACCCUGAGACCCUGACCUGAGUGGAAAUCAAGAUCCAGGCGCUUAACUGACUGAGCCACGCAGGCACCCCCCGAAGGACAUCAUGUGAUUAGGAAAUCCUGGGAAUCUGAGGUUCUCAGCUGGGGAUGAUUUUGCCUCCAGUUUUGCCCCCAACAUAUAUGGCUUUGUCUGGGGACAUUUUUGGUUGUCACAGCUGGAAGAUACUAUUGGCAUUUACUGGGUAGAGGCCGGGGAUACUGCUAAAUAGUUUACAAUGAACAGGACAAAAAAAAUUAGUCCAGUCCAAAAUAUCAAUAGUGCUGAGGUUGAGAAACUUUGCUUUAAAGUCAUCAUCCUAUGGACUCUGAAAAGGCGGCACAAUAUAGUCAAAAAAGCCUAAGAUUGAGGAACUCUGGGUUCUAGUUCUAGUUCCUGCACAAGUGGUGCAUUGCAGGACAAGUCAUUUAACUUAUUCCUCUAUCCUCUGUGUUUUCUACAAUGUAAAUUAGCUCUAGAGCUGCACUAUCCAAAAUGGUAGUCAUUAGCCACAGGUGUCUAUUUAACUUAAAAUUAAAUAAAACUAAAAUAUUUCUCUGUUGUACAAGCCACAUUGCAGUUGUUCAGUAGCAAUGUAUGGCUAAUGGCUACUGCACUGAACAACACACGUGGAACAUUUCCAUCAUUGCAAAAAUUUUUAUUGAACCGUGCUGGUCUAGAGGUUUGGUUAUAUUCAGAAUCAGGCCUUGAUUUUUCAGUAUUUAAAAUGGAGAUAUGAAUAACAUGAUCUCUAAGGUAACUUCCAGUUCUCUAAUUUUGUGAUUCUAAUUUUUUAAAAUUUUAUUUUAAGUGAACUUUGUGCCACAUGUGAGGCCCAAACUCACAACCCUGAGGAGCGUCUGGGUGGCUCAGUCGUUGAGUGUCCAACUCUUGGUUUGGGAUCAGGCUGUGAUCUCAGGGUUCUGGGAUUGAGCCCUGCGUUGGGCUCCCCGCUCGAUGCAGAGUUUGCUUGUCCCUCUCCCACUGCUCCUUCCUCCCACCCCUUUCUCAGAUAAGUAAAAUCUUAAAAAAAAACCACUCACAACCCUAAGAUUAAGAGGCACAAGCUCUGCCAACUGAGCCAGCCAGGCAUCCCUAGUUUUGUAAUUCUGAAGGAGAAUACAUAAAGUAAUGUACCUUAAUAAAAGAAUUGUAAAUGGGUGGCUAGGAAAUUCUGGAAUCACCGAUAUUCUAAUCAAUGUAAUCAUAAUCAGAGUAUUUGUAUUAACAUGUCUGACACUGAAGCUUAAACAACUUUAUGGUACCUACUACAAAGGUAUGGACUGGACUUCCAGUUUCUGGUUCAGCAUGUAAAGAUCUUCAAAGUCAUCACUCCAUCCUAACACCAAGUAAAAUGCCAGACAAACUGAAAACUCAAUUCUACUUAGCUCCAUCAGAGAUGUGAAGUCACAGGACUUCCUGUGACAAUACUCCCAAAAUUGAAAACAAUACUCCCAAAAUUGAAGAGACAGGUGAAUACAGAGAAUUACAACUUACCAGGGCAGAAAUCCUGUGCAAAAUCUUCAAUAGGGACUCCUACUGUGAUGGGAAACCUAAAUUAUAAUUAAUGAAUUACUGGAGGCUCAAAGUGGACAAUUCUGUGAGUUAAAAAAUCUAGAGGGUCCCAGUCAUGGGCAGAGGGCACAAUUUUGUGAUUUUUAUUUCUAGGAGCUUGACCAAGUUUUCACAGUAAAUAUUGGAGAAAAAUCCCCUCGUGCUUCUGGGAGGGGAAGAGGAAAAGGAACCAUUUUCAAAUGACCAGAGCAUUCUGUUCUUUUUAACAAGGCCUGGCAUCAAGAGAAGCUAUUUUACCAGAGCCUGACUGAUCAGGGGGUCAGGAAAAUACCCAACUCCAGCCUAUUCUAGCCAUCCUUUCCCAUUUAAUUGGGGAAAAAGUUGAGAAACACUUCUGAAGUUCACAGUCCACAGGCACAGGCUCACUAAAAGACUGAGACCUAAUCAUAGGACUAUAGAAAGCUUCCCUUAUUGGGUGCCUGGGUGACUCAGUCAUUAAGCGUCUGCCUUCGGCUCAGGUCAUGGUCCCAGGGUCCUGGGAUCGAGUCUCACAUCGGGCUCCCUGCUCGGCAGGAAGCCUGCUUCUCCCUCUCCCACUCCCCCUGCUUGUGUUCCUGCUCUCGCUAUCUCUCUCUGUCAAAUAAAUAAAUAAAAUCUUUAAAAAAAAAAAAAAAGCUUCCCUUAUUGUAAUAUCUUAACACCUCACUACUGAAGGUGUAUUUAUUGCAGUUCUUUUUACCUUGCACAUCAUGGCUGGUUAUCAAAAACUUACAAGGCAUACUAAAAGGCAAAAAACACAGUUUGAAGAGACAGAGCAAGCAUCAGAACCAGACUCAUAUAUGGCUGGGAUGUUGAGAAUUUUCAUACAAGGAAUUUAAGACAAUUAUUAUUAAUAUGCUAAUGGCUGCAAUAAAGUAAACAGCAUGCAAGAAGUGAUGGAUAAUGUACACAGAAAGAUGGAAAUUCUAAGAUUCAAAAAGAAAUGCUACAGAUCAAAAGCACUAUAACAGAAAUGAAGGAUGGCUUUUAUCAGUAGACUGGACAUGGCUGAGAAAACACCCUCUGGGCUUGAGGAUAUGUUAAUAGAAACUUCCAAAAUGGAAACGCAAACAGAAAAAAACCUGAAAAAAUCAGAACAAAAUAGCCAAGAACUGUGGGACAACUACAAAAAGUGUAAUGUGUGUAAUGGGUACACCAGAGGAAAAAAAGGAACAGAAGAAAUAUUUGAAGCAAUAAAGACUGAGAAUUUCCCCAAAGUAAGGACAGACACCAAAUCACAGAUCCAGGAAUCUGAGAGAACAUCAAGUAAGAUAAAUGCCAAAAAAAAAGCUACACCUAGGCAUAUCAUAGUCAAAUAUUAGAAUAUCAAAUAUAAGGGCGCCUGGG
Messenger RNA from Mirounga angustirostris (Northern elephant seal), 32183 nucleotides. It is a transcript of the gene CARF, whose product is annotated as calcium responsive transcription factor. The record is from RefSeq and is a predicted model, not a curated record. The transcript is spliced from 10 exons. Lineage: Eukaryota; Metazoa; Chordata; Mammalia; Carnivora; Phocidae. Gene Ontology annotation, molecular function: DNA-binding transcription factor activity, RNA polymerase II-specific; RNA polymerase II cis-regulatory region sequence-specific DNA binding. Gene Ontology annotation, biological process: regulation of transcription by RNA polymerase II. Bases 2877 to 4025 code for a protein of 382 amino acids. Gene Ontology annotation, cellular component: nucleus.